AUGACCAAUACACUUGAGUGUCAAAGACAGAUAGAUCACAGUGACUUAGAGCUCCUCUCUGUCUGUGCCGUCUCUUCCGUUCCAGAGGAUUUUCACACGGCGAGCUCAGACCAGGCGCUGGACGCUGAAGCCGGCGCGGACGUGAUCCUGCCGUGUGCCGCCGAGCCCCGAGCCGUCGGCCCCGAGGACCUCACCGUGGAGUGGAUCGUCCUCGGCCACGAGGAGCGCACCGACAGCGUCCACACCUUUAAGAACGGCCGGGACCGGAACAAGCGGCAGAUGGCCUCCUACCAGAACCGGACGGCGCUGUUCCACGACGAGCUGCAGAACGGCAACAUGUCGUUAAAACUCAGCGUGGUUAAAGCUUCAGACAGCGGGGACUACAUAUGCGUAAGAACAUCAAGGACAGGCCAGCAUUAUGCCAUCGUUAAACUUACGGUCCGAGUCCGAGGGUCCAAACCGGAGAUCUCCUCCGACUUCUGCGAAGAGGGCUGGUGCCGAUUGGUGUGUGAGUCGAGCGGGUGGAACCCCAAGCCUACAGCUGAUUGGCUGGAUGAUCAGCAGAGGAACCUGAACUCAGAGGUGGAGAAAGUGACGCUGGAGCCGGAGGACGGGUACACUGUGAAACGGCGCCUCCUGGUGGCCGAGGGCGGCAACAGCACCUUCACCUGCAGGGUGUCUGAGAAAGACCACGUGGUGGAGAAUACCUUUCAUAUUUAAAGACAAAGAGAAACAGGUGAUCGUUCACAUACUCAUCCGACCUCAUCCGACUUCUCCACCUCAUCAAACCUCGACAGACUUCCCAACCUCAUCAGACUUCCCCACCUCAUCAGACCUCGACAGACUUCCCAACCUCAUCAGACUUCCCCACCUCAUCAGACCUCGACAGACUUCCCAACCUCAUCAGACUUCCCCACCUCAUCCGACCUCAUCAGACUUCUCCACCUCAUCCGACCUCAUCAGACUUCUCCACCUCAUCAGACCUCUACAGACUUCCCCACCUCAUCAGACCUUGACAGACUUCCCUACCGUAUCUGUCUCCUCAGUUCCUGUAUGUCUUGAGUUUAGUUUAGUUUCAGUUUAGUUCAUUCAGUUUCUUCAGCUGAAGUCUUGGUUAUUGCCCUUGUGGAAUGAGACCUUAAACACUAUUACACUUUGAAAUACAGAUACAAAAUAGAGUAGAAUUUUUGUC
Clupea harengus (Atlantic herring) is the source of this 1192-nucleotide messenger RNA. RefSeq names its product butyrophilin-like protein 2. Gene Ontology annotation, biological process: regulation of cytokine production; T cell receptor signaling pathway. The record is from RefSeq and is a predicted model, not a curated record. The transcript has 3 exons. Gene Ontology annotation, molecular function: signaling receptor binding. Gene Ontology annotation, cellular component: external side of plasma membrane. NCBI's taxonomy places the organism in Eukaryota, Metazoa, Chordata, Actinopteri, Clupeiformes, Clupeidae. The coding region runs from base 1 to 720 and encodes 239 amino acids.